Anthostomella pinea is the source of this 420-nucleotide messenger RNA. Lineage: Eukaryota; Fungi; Ascomycota; Sordariomycetes; Xylariales; Xylariaceae. The record is from the annotation of a GenBank genome assembly.
AUGGCCCAUGAUUUGCAGCUUGGGUCUGUGGGUUUGAGCCAGGUUCUCAACAUCCUGAGCUUGCGAAGGGGUGUCAGCUGGUUGGACGACGAGCACCUCAGUCGACGGCCUGGGCCAAUGGGGCUGCGCGAGGCCAUCGUCAGGGUCAGAAGGGUGUGCCUCACCCCGGUCUGCGUCUGCCUCCUCGUGGGCCUCCACCCCCUUGAUGCUGCCCUCCUCGAACGGCCGCGCUGCACUCUGCACACCCUCUUUCUCGCUAUCGCCCGUCGUUCCCCAGAUGAGCGAUGGUGCUAUCCCAACGUCUUGUCGUGCUCGUCUCCAUCGACCGCCGGCGAUCUGGGAAUUUGGGAACAACGGGAAUACGAUGUCUCGAGGAAAGAGGAAAGUCACAGACGGAAGCCGUCGGCGACGCAAAAGUGA